CCAGCCUUUCUGUGCAUGUAUCUCAGGGAUCUGAGCUGCAUAUGGAGAGCGGCUCUUCAGGAGCUGCAGAUCUUUCUAACCUUGUCCAGGUAAAGCUCAACCAAAUCAUAGUGGGCCAAGUGAUAAUAGAUCCAGGCGUAGUUUCCGUAAUAGACCAGGACCUGCCGGGGGAAGUUAUCUGGCUGGCAGCAGGCUUCCGCAAUGGCGGAGAAGCCACAAAGUGUUUCCAAAUGGCAUUAAGAGAAGAUGAAGCAAAUGGGGAAUUUCUUGCUGGGUUGGCAAUCGCGGUCUUUGCAUCAUGGACUCACUCACACAAGCCUGUAUUUUGGAAUGCUGCCAGAGAGAAGUUGGGCGCCAUUAUCCAUGAACAGCAGCAAAACUAUGAAGCUAAGGUGUAUUUAGCCAAGAUCCUUAAGAGGACAGAUAGGCAGCAAGCCGAAGCCCUCCUAGAAGAUGUUGUUCAGAAUAGCCUGGACCCUGAGGUCCUGAGACAUGCAGCCAUGUUCUUUCUACCAGAAUUCCUAGAAAAAGCAAUUUCUAUUCUAGAGCGAGCAAUAUCUCUGAACCCCAAUUAUCAUCUCCUUCACUAUGACCUUGGCGUCUGCUACAAGAUGCAGUUGAGGGGGGACAAUUCCAGCAGAAGAGAAGAAAUAUUGGCAGCAGCUAUUGAGGCCUUCAAAAAGGCUGUGCGGAAAGAUCCAGUGUCUGUAUUUUCAAAGCUGGCUUUAGCUGAAAUGUAUGGAGAAAAUACACCUCACUACCAGGAAGAGAUUUAUCUCAAUCUCACAAGUGAAAUGCCCAGCCUCAGCAAGAAGUGCCAGCAGGCAGUCUCCCUUCACUGGGGGGAUUUCCUCUUCUACAAGCAGAAGUCACUGUGGGAGGCAGCUCAGAUAUACAAAGCAGGUUUCGCCAUUCCAGACAACUACCUGGAGAGGCAACAACUGAAACGGAAGUUGGAAAAGGUGGCAGAAAUAUUCCAGCAGCACUCCCAAAUCGCUGAGGCUAAGGCCAUUCAUGACUUCAUUCAAGAGACUGAAAGUCGUUCUCUUGAAUAAAGGAGGAAGUCCAUUGGUGGCAGCAACAGAGCAGGAGACUGGAGAUGGAGACAAUGCAGGAUCCUUUCCCUUCCCUGGACACACCAAGACCUCCUUCUGAAGCAAGUCACUUUUCCCACCUGUAUAACAAUGACAUUCGUGUUGCAAAUGAUUCUGGGUUCCCUGAAUAGUUCAGACCACAGCACAUGCUGCUGCUUAGAAUUAUUAUUAGCUACCUGUAUUGUGAUAGCGCCUAGAUACCCAGACAUGGAUCAGGACCCCUCUGUGUCUGGCCUCAACGAGUCUACAGUCUGCGACAUGAGACAACAGGAGGGAACCAGCAGACAGAUGGGGGAGCACAGGCAGAUAGUACUGGUCAGCAAAAUGGACAGUGUUCUCAGCCCACCACCUACUCAGCCAUUGUCCAGUGUUUUGUAAGCAUCACUGCAGAGGAGAGUUUAGCUUCUGAUACUGAGCAGCUGUUUCUACUCAGAGGGGACAAUGCGACCGUCCUUGUCUCUAAGCAAAUCUACCUCCCAGCUCUGCUGCCUUCUAACAUCCAUGCAGCAAAUACGUGUGGAGUUUCUUGUGUUGUGUUUUUGUAUUUGCAUAGGUGAGUGCCUGUAGUGUGUCUGUAUCAGGAUUCCCAUCUUUGCUUUC
Molecule: messenger RNA, 1694 nt
Organism: Chelonoidis abingdonii (Abingdon island giant tortoise)
Lineage: Eukaryota; Metazoa; Chordata; Testudines; Testudinidae
Source: RefSeq, a predicted model, not a curated record